AUGGGGAUGAGAAUGUAAUAUCAUACCCACCCAUAUUCAUUCGUUAAUCUUUAAUCAGUUAACUAACUUCAUACUAUUCUCUAUAUUCAUCCCUGAACUUGACAGCUGCCAUACACUCAAACCAUCAUGUCCAUGUCCAUACCAUCCAUUCCUUAACCUUGAAGCCUUGCCCAUCCCUUAAACCACCACAACAAGAAGAACCCUUUCUCUCCCCUCCCUUCACCAGACCAACCUCCCCAAAAUAAACCCAUAAAAAUACAAAAAGAAAAGAAAGAAAAAGAAAGAUGGUCUCCCCCCUAACAACAACCUUCAUCCAAUCCACCAUCCUAAACGCCAUCGCCAACAUCCUAGCGCAAAUAAUAGACCAUCAUCGGAAAUCCAAAACCACAUUCACCCCCAACCUCCCCGCCCUGCUGCAAUUCAUCACCUACGGGAUCAUAAUCGUUCACCCGAAUUUCAUCUGGCAGAGGUAUCUUGAACGACGAUAUCCGGGGUUUCUUUUCCGGGGAUCAUCAUCAUCAUCAUCAUCUACUCCCCACUCAUCACCACCCACACCCCCAUCUACUCACUCCUACGGUAAGAAAGGAGCAGCAGCAGCAGGAGGAAAAGGAGGGCUCGGAGAAAUAUACAUCUCCAUCCCGGAUCCGACCUCUAAUGUUCUUCUGAAAGAAAAGAACCCAAACUUCCUCCCUGCGCAAAGGAGGCGCAGAGGAGGAUGGUAUAACUUCCUCAUGAAAUUCCUGCUCGAUCAGACGGUGGGAAGUGUAUUGAAUAUCGUGCUGUUUAUUGUGUUGAUUAAUUUGCUUAAGGGGGUGGGAGUGGGGGAUGUUUGGGGGUUGGUUUGUGAGGACUUCAAACCUAUCAUGAUAGCGAGACUCAAAUACCGACCUGUUGUCUCGUUGCUCAUGUACACGGUUGUGCCGGUGGAUCGGCGCGUCGUGUUUGGGAGUGCGUGUGGGGUGAUUUGGGGGGUGUAUUUGAGUUUGUAUGCUGUUGUUUAAUCCUCUUUUCUACUGUUGUUGGUAUUAGGGUUAUAGGAGAGUGAGGUGGGCGUGGUCAGUCUUUACAUUUCUUUCGUCAGCGUGAUACCUCGUCUUUGGCCAUCAUU
Aspergillus welwitschiae is the source of this 1108-nucleotide messenger RNA. RefSeq lists its product as uncharacterized. Gene Ontology annotation, cellular component: membrane; cytoplasm. The record is from RefSeq and is a predicted model, not a curated record. The transcript is spliced from 3 exons. Lineage: Eukaryota; Fungi; Ascomycota; Eurotiomycetes; Eurotiales; Aspergillaceae. Bases 285 to 1001 code for a protein of 238 amino acids.